AACACACUUCCCCAUAUUCUCACUUUCAUUUCGGUGUUCCAAAAUGGCAAAGAUAUUCUGUAUGUUAGUUGUCCUUUUGGUAUCAUCGUCUUUUUGUUCUGCUAAAGAUUUGAAACGGUCUAAACGGCAGAUGCAAGUUUAUUAUAUGUGCAAUGGAGGUGUAUCUCAAUAUCCGUGUAACUCAAACAACAACUGUAAUAACAACAAUUGUAACUUCAACAAUUAUGGAAAUCAAGUUAUUCUUCCUUCUUCAUUUUACAAUCCAAACAUGAAUUGCAACUCAAACUGUAACAAUCUCAACUGCAAUCAAUAUUCAGGAUCCUGGCUUAAUGGACAAUAUGUUGCCUAUAACAUGGGAUCCAAUGCUUACUCUCCAUGUGCUAGCUCAUGCUGUUCCAACAACAACAACAACUAUAAUCCAUACAUCAAUAACAACUACAAUGGAAACUAUAAUCCAUAUGGAACCAGCAAUGGAGGUUAUAAUGCAUAUGGAACUAUUCCUGUAAAUGUAAAUGUACCAAGCAGCAGCACAAAUACAAAUGUAAACCAGUACUUGCCGUACGGAGCACAACAGUUCACUGGAACUUACCAAAACGGACAGUUCUUCUGUGGAGCCACAGAGCCAUCGGGUGGAGUUUGUCGUAACAACGGGGUGUGCCCAUCAGGACAUAGUUGCGUAGCCGGAAAUGUCUGUUGUCGUUGUCCAGUUGGAUCAAGCGCCGGAAACUGUAUACUUCAAAGUGACUGUUCUGCUGGAUAUGAAUGCAUGGGAACUGGAUAUUGUUGUCCUUCUCAAGUCUUAUCAACAACUAAACUUGGACCAUGUGUUGAUGGAGCCUGUCCACUUCCUGGAUACACUUGUGGCGUUGGAGACUUGUGCUAUCCAGAUAGUUACUUUUUGUAAUUUAUUGAAUUUCUGUUAUGUAUUGAAUUUUCCAUUGUUCUUGUUCUCUGCUCAAUUUGAAAUCUCUUUGUAUUAUUUAUUGAAGGUUAAUGGCGUAAUUAAUAAACAUUUUAAUAACUUU
Molecule: messenger RNA, 1025 nt
Organism: Caenorhabditis elegans
Lineage: Eukaryota; Metazoa; Nematoda; Chromadorea; Rhabditida; Rhabditidae
Gene: C35A5.10
Exons: 4
Coding region: 44-904 (286 amino acids)
Source: RefSeq, marked reviewed